Molecule: messenger RNA, 1401 nt
Organism: Ostertagia ostertagi
Lineage: Eukaryota; Metazoa; Nematoda; Chromadorea; Rhabditida; Trichostrongylidae
Source: the annotation of a GenBank genome assembly
AUGCUUCGACGAACAGAUGACUCGGCGAGGAAACAUCAGUCAUCUUCAAGAACGCAGAAGAUGCUUUCGGAAGAGGCGCUGUCGAGGAAAGAAGAGCGAGAACGUGCUCUACAACGCAUCAUUGAGGAGGCAAAUGAGCUCAAGAGAAAGGAGUACGAACUGCGUGAGGCCAGUGGCACGGUGACAUCGGUGUCGAAACGAUCGGCAGUUCACCCGUCCACUCUGGCACGCUCUGAAUCCCCAUUGUCUCCGAUGUCCAUCAGAAGCGAGGCUGCAGUCACUCGACCGAGCGCUCAGAAAGCUCCUCACCAACGAACGUCAUCCGAUGGGAACAAUAAUUCGAUUCGAAAUGGUUCGAAUGUAUCAUCUAACGUUUUAGCCACUGUGAGACGUAAUACGCCAAUGGUUUCUCCCACACGGCCCAUUGUCCAGCACAGAAAUCUCUACAUUCCACCCAAGACGGCGACGUAUCCCAACGAGAUGAUGUACGUGACAUGGAGUGGCUCCAGUGCGUCCCAUGUCCCUCACACUCGUCACUUGGACGUUCUACAUCAGAAACCAGAGAAGCCAAAGACGUCUCGACCGUCCAUUUCCUCUAUAACCAAGAGCACCUUCUCCUUGGCCAGCUACGAUCCUGAGCGAGAAUCUCCAUCAAGGGGACGAGCAGACAACGCGCCAUCUUUGUCGCGUCAUCCACAACUAUCUGGCUCAGUCAGUUCUCUCCUGACAAAACUGCCAGCAGCUUUUCAACCGACUCCACCUGAAUCUCUCGGAACUCCUUCACCACCGUUGACUCCAAACGCUAGCUCUAACAUCCGCAAAGUGAAGGAAGCGGUCCGACAGCAGUCUCUUGGUCAGAAAGCUGCUAGCAAAAUGUUGCACAAGUCGCAGAUAGAAAAUUCUAAAUCUAUCGCUACUCAAGGUUCAACGAACUCACAGAACUCUCCCAACGCUAAUGUUAGGGGGAACGGAACCCCAGCGUUGUCCAGAUUAAGCUCAGAAAAUGGUGAAAUAACUAAUAAUAUUUCAAAAAUGCUCAAACAGGGACUUCCUGCGCUCAAAAAAGUCGGAGCACCCGUGGAGAAAGGCGGAAUCGCACUCGGAAAAGUGCUCAGCACAAGCACAGAAAACAAUAAGAGCUCCACCACCGCCUCCCUCGCUUCCUCACGCCACUUCUUUGAUUUCGAUGCGAGACUUAGAAAAGCUCCACCACCGCCUCCCUCGCUUCCUCACGCCACUUCUUUGAUUUCGAUGCGAGACUUAGAAAGUCAGAAGACUAAGCUAAAACCGGCAGGAACAUGGCAAACGCUUGUCGCGCCGAUGGACGUUCGAGACAGUCUGAUGGCAGAGAUCAGGAACGCAGGCGGAUUGCGAGCUCUUCGUAAAACAUCCCAAAAUUGA